UAAAACUUCACAGGAUUUUCCGAAAAAUGGAUGACGACGGAAGAAAACAGACAAUUAACAAGGAAGAGUUUUUCACGGGCAUUAAACACACUGGACUGGAUAUAAGCCACGAGGAUGCAGAGAAAUUGUUCGCUCACUUCGACACAGAGGACAGCGGUUCUAUUAAUGUCGACGAAUUCAUCAAACAAAUUCGUCCUCCGAUGUCUGAAGGCCGGCAUGCUAUAAUCGACCGGGCGUUCAGGAAAUUGGAUAAACAUGGAGCAGGGGUGAUUGCUACAGAGGAUCUCCGUGGCGUUUACUCGGUCGCUGCAAACCCGAGGUACAAGAGUGGUGAAGAGACCGAAGAACUGCUCAUGACCAAAUUCCUAGCUAACUUUGAGAGCGAGGGCACCGUUGAUGGCAAGGUAACGCUUGAGGAGUUCAUGAACUACUACAGCGGCAUCAGCGUGUCCAUCGACAACGAUUGCUACUUUGAUCUCUUAAUGCGGCAGGCUUACAAUCUCUAGAUAUCAGGCCAGAAGCUUGGCCCUAUAAUACAUUCCAUGGACUUAA
Messenger RNA from Cydia amplana, 552 nucleotides. RefSeq names its product calcyphosin-like protein. The record is from RefSeq and is a predicted model, not a curated record. The coding region runs from base 27 to 506 and encodes 159 amino acids. Lineage: Eukaryota; Metazoa; Arthropoda; Insecta; Lepidoptera; Tortricidae. The transcript has 5 exons. Gene Ontology annotation, molecular function: calcium ion binding.